AUGGAAGUUAAAAUUACAGUCACAGUAAUGGAAGAUAAUAAAGUUAAACGAGGGAACUCACUACCGCUGAAAGUUCCUGCCGCCAGCACUGCAAUGAGAUCCUAAAUGCUGCAGUACAGAAGCAUACAGCCUUUAAUAAGCAUUUCAACUCCAGACAGGCUUUUGAGGAUGGUACUGAAGUUAAAACUAUACUUGGAACUACUCCCGCUGAAGAAUUUACCCUGUGUAGAUACAAAGAGAUUUCUGGUUUCGGUUAUUCAUCUGUUCCUUCUACUUCACAACCUAUGUCGUUUCCAGACCCAUCAAUCCCGUCAACUUCGUCAAGCUAUUGUGAUGUGCAGACCACUACCUCUUCAUCAAUAAUGAAAGUCGAGUGCCCUUUGUGUUUUCAAAGUUUCCCCAUCAACCAAGUGGAAGUACAUGCAGGUGAAUGUGUGGGUUCAUUUGGUCUUGUUGAGGACAAUAGUGUAGAGGUUUGUCCUGUCAAUGACAUUUCUGACACCGAACUCUCAAUGAACGAAUCUGGAUCAAAUGAUAGCACACUCUUAAAGUGUAUCAGUGAGCGAAAGGAAAAUGGCAUAAAAUUGCAAAUGGAGAUGAUCGGAGUCACUAUUAGAAGCGAGCAAGAUACCGAUACUAUUAUCCAGAUAGAAUGUUAA
Molecule: messenger RNA, 659 nt
Organism: Paramuricea clavata
Lineage: Eukaryota; Metazoa; Cnidaria; Anthozoa; Malacalcyonacea; Plexauridae
Source: the annotation of a GenBank genome assembly